Molecule: messenger RNA, 2589 nt
Organism: Paramacrobiotus metropolitanus
Lineage: Eukaryota; Metazoa; Tardigrada; Eutardigrada; Parachela; Macrobiotidae
Product: kelch-like protein 12
Exons: 7
Coding region: 180-2123 (647 amino acids)
Molecular function (GO): protein binding
Source: RefSeq, a predicted model, not a curated record
CAUUGCGUGUCUUAGCUGAUUUCUUCGGGCGCAAAGCGUAAUUUAGGCGAAUCUUUAUCAUAGCAACCUCAUUACCUAAUCUUUUCUAAUCUUAAAGCUUCUGCCGAGUAGCAAUCUGUACGAAGCUUACUAACGCCUCGGGAAACUAUAACAAAUUUAUUCCAAAAUUUGGUGACGUGAUGGCUGACUGCCUCCACAACGAACAUCUGUGUACCAACCAGAGCGUCCCUUUACAGAAUGCCUUUUCUGCCCCAGCGGAAACGGAUUACGCUCAUUUCGGCAACACGAUCAACAGUUUGCGUGCUGCCGGAACGCUGUGUGAUGUUGUGGUAAAAGGUAUGGAGGUUUCAGCCCGCGGAAUCCCGUGUCAUCGGAUCAUUCUGUGCGCACACAGUUCAUACUUCCGUGCCAUGUUCACCAUCGGAUUGAAAGAGUGCCAUGAGGAGACAGUUCAGCUGCGGAAUAUAUCCAGCAAAAUCCUGCAAAUGGCGAUUGAUUACAUUUACUCGUCCCCCAUCAUCAUCGAUGACGCCAAUAUUCAGGAACUCCUUGCCGCUGCAGUUUUCUUGGAUAUUCAUUCCUUAGCCAAUAGGUGCUGGGAGUGCUUGGCCCACCGACUAGAUGAGACGAAUUGUCUGUUUGUUUACUGCUUACCUCAUGCUCAGACGAACAGACCUUACCUGAUGGAACGAGCAAAGGGUUUGGUUUUUCGACAUUUUAACGACAUCUCCCAUAGCCAAGCGUUUUUGGAGCUCAGCCUAGAAAAGAUAAUCGAGAUCAUCAGUUCGGAUGAUUUAUGCGUGGAGCAAGAGAACGAAGUUUUGCAUGCUGUCACCCGCUGGUUACACCAUGACCUGGACAAUCGUCGGCCGCAAUUUCACGAAGUUCUGCAGUUUGUUCGGCAGCCAUUUUUGACGCACACGUGUCUUCAGUCCUAUAACCUUCUGAAAAAAUACGCAAAUGAAGACAAAAUACUCGGAAAGCCUACGCUUGAUCUGGAUCAGAUGGACGAAUCUUUACCUGGCACGACAGAAGCGCAUUCUUCGCAGAAUCAUUCAAGAAAGCUGUACGGUUCAAAUACAGUCGUCAUUUGUGCUGGAGGCUGCGCUCGUGGCGAAAAUGCCCUGAACUGUGUAGAGUGUCUGAAUCCCACGAACCUGUCGUGGUCACAGUGGAAGCCUCUGCCUAACGAAGUCUACAGUCCCGGCCUUGUGAAUUUGGAUGACGGAGCAUUACUCGCAUGCGGCGGUUAUGAUCCUACUUUGGAGAAUCCCAUAAACAACGCUUACCUAUACGAUACCAGUCUCCAUAAUUGGAAGGAAAUCGCCGGAAUGCAGACAGCGCGGGCUUACCACGGUGUCGCAUUCCUCAAUGGCUUUGUUUAUGCUAUCGGCGGGAACAAGAAAGGCUCGUACUGGCAGCACCAGCUGAGCAGCGUCGAGCGCUACGAUCCUUACAUCAAUCAAUGGGAAACCAUGGCUAGUUUACCAAUGCCACUGUCCUGGUUGGCCGCUGUGGCUCAUAAAGGUCGUAUCUACACUUUUGGAGGUCUGACAAAAUCGGGGUCUGCGGUGAAUGGAGUAUUCUGCUAUAAUCCCGUUAGUAAUUCCUGGAGUAAAGUGGCGGCUAUGCCCACCGCGCGUUUUGGUGUGUCGGCUUGUGUCGGGCCGGAUGGGCUUCUUUAUGUCAUCGGUGGUCAUCAUGGGGAUUUUGGGGAACACGAAUUCGGUUGUGUCGAAGCAUACGACGUCGGUGCCGAUCGAUGGUUUAGUAAAAACAGCAUGAACAAGGAGCGCUUCAAUGGAAGGAGUGUAUGUGUGAAGGAUUAUAUUUACGCUCUGGGAGGAUGUAUCGGCAGCGAUUACGGGGAUUCUGUUGAAGUGUAUGAUCAUGUGACAGAUUCGUGGACGGUACUAAAAGCACAAUUGCCGAGCGGGAGAAAUUCCUUUGGAUGCGUAACUAUGCGCGUUAGGAAGCCAGUACGAAAUCGGGAUCCUAUUUUCGGGAUAUUCAAGGCUUCAUAUUACGCUGGCACACACCAUACGCGGACGCCAUUUGUUGUGGUUCCAACGUUUUCCAACAUCCUUGGCACUGGAAAUUCCUCUCCGAUGUUGUAUCAUUAGAGGCUGCGCACGGUGAUUGUUUCUCGUGACCACACGUAAUCUUUACGAAAUGCGAGUUUUCAUGUGCCAGCCGCAGUAGCGGUUGCAGUGCUUUGCUGGUACAGAGAUCACCGGUUAACAGCAAAGGAUUGCCUCCCAAAUCCACUGUGACGUUUGUGGAAUGCUGUAGGACAUUUAUUAAAUCGUCUGGGAUCGAUGGGAUUUUGUUUCCCGAAAGAUUGAUGUAGAUUAAAUGGGAAAUAUGUAGCGGUGAGGAAGCUGCGAGGGCGGUGAUGGCGUUUUCGGGGGCGUCUAAAACCUAGAAAAUAGUUCAAGGUAAUUAGAAAAAAUUUAUGAUGAUUCAACUCAGUUUCUUUCCACAUUUAGUAGCCAGUACUUCUUAUCUAAGCAAGGUAAUUAAUUUCAAAUCUGCGCUCCAAAUUUGUGAGAUUUUCUUACAGUAUCUAUAAAGCAAAAUCGCACGUUU